UUCACCGUCGCAGCUCAAAGCCAAACGUGACGACAAAUGAGUCGCGAAGCGAAGAGGACGACGGUUUUGGAAGUAGGCGACGAUGGCGUCGCUCUCAUCACCAUCGUCAACCCUCCUGUCAAUGCCCUCACCGCCGACAUAUUCCACAGCUUAAGUGAGAGUUACGAGCAGGCUUUGGGGAGAGAAGAUGUGAAAGCAAUUGUAGUAACAGGUGCAAAAGGCAUUUUCUGUGGGGGCUUUGACAUUGGCGGUUUUGGUGGACAAAAACGCCAGGAAGAACAAACCAAGCCUGGUUAUACAUCAGUUGAUUUCUUCACUGAUGGACUUGAAGGGGCUAAGAAGCCUUCCGUUGCUGCUAUUGACGGCGUCGCUUUGGGUGGAGGAUUAGAACUUGCUAUGGUAUGCCAUGCAAGAAUAUCGACUCCUACCGCGCGAUUAGGCCUCCCUGAACUUCAGUUGGGCGUCAUUCCUGGACUUGGAGGAACACAGCGGCUUCCACGCCUUGUUGGUCUCUCCAAGUCACUUGAGAUGAUGCUGACCUCAAAGGCAGUGGAAGGGACAGAAGCAUGCAGUUUGGGCCUUGUAGAUGCUGUUGUAUCACCAAAUGAACUGCUACCAACUGCCCGUAAAUGGGCUCUGGAUAUCUCACAGUGCAGGAGACCAUGGAUUGCUUCUCUUUACAGGACUGACAGGCUAGGAUCCCUUAAGGACACAAGACAAAUACUUAAGUUUGCAAGAUCACAAGUCAAAAAACAGGCUCUUAAUGUCAAGCAUCCUCUGAUCUGCAUUGACGUUGUUGAAGAGGGUAUAAUCUCUGGUCCACAGGCUGGACUUUGGAAGGAGACUCAAGAGUCUCAACAGCUUCAAAAAUCUUACACCACCAAGUGCUUGGUCCACGUCUUCUUUGCUCAACGUGGAGCUUUGAAGGUCCCUGGUAUCACAGACAGAGGUUUGAUGCCUAGGCCACUCAACAAGAUUGCUGUUCUUGGUGGAGGACUAAUGGGAUCUGGAAUAGCAACAGCAUUGAUACUUAGUAAUUAUUCUGUGAUCCUCAAAGAAGUAAACGAGAAGUAUUUACAUGCUGGUAUAGGACGAGUCAGAGCAAAUCUGGAAAGCCAUGUUAAGAAAGGUAAAAUGACCGAGGAGAAGCUUGAAAGAACAAUGUCCCUUCUGAGGGGUGUGCUUGACUAUGAAAGCUUCAGAACUGUGGACCUGGUUAUUGAGGCUGUUAUCGAGGAUGUUUCCUUGAAGCAACAAAUUUUUGCUGAGCUCGAAAAAUAUUGCUCUCCAUAUUGUAUACUCGCUAGCAACACCUCCACUAUUGAUUUGACCAUCAUCGGUGAGAGAACCAAUUCUCUAGAUCGGAUUGCUGGGGCCCAUUUUUUCAGUCCUGCACAUGUCAUGCCUCUUUUGGAAAUUGUUCGUACUCGGCAUACAUCUCCCCAGGUUGUUGUUGACUUGCUUAAUAUUGGGAAAAAGAUUAAGAAAAUCCCAGUGGUGGUUGGGAAUUGUACAGGCUUUGCUGUGAACAGGAUGUUCUUCCCAUACACACAAGCUGCUCUUUUGCUUGUUGAGCGUGGCACCAAUCCCUAUAGGAUCGAUGACGCGAUUACCAAAUUUGGGAUGCCAAUGGGUCCUUUCAGAUUAGCUGACCUUGUUGGUUUUGGGGUUGCAAUUGCUACUGGCAUGCAAUUCCUGGAGAAAUUCCCUGAAAGAACGUAUAAAUCAAUGCUUAUCCCCAUCUUGCAGGAGGAUAAGAGAGCUGGAGAAUCUACCAACGAAGGUUUUUAUCAGUAUGACCAAAGGCGCAAAGCUACCGCUGAUCCUGAUCUAGAAAAAUAUAUUGAGAAGGCCAGAAGUAUUUCUGGUGUUACUGUGGACUCUAAGCUAGUCAACAUAGCAGAAGACGACAUCGUAGAGAUGAUAUUCUUCCCUGUGGUAAAUGAGGCCUGUCGAAUCCUUGCCGAAGGAAUCGCUGUCAAGGCGGCGGACCUUGACAUAGCUGCUGUUAUGGGCAUGGGCUUUCCACCUUAUCGGGGAGGCAUUGUCUUUUGGGCCGAUUCAUUGGGUUCCAAGCACAUUUGUUCAAGAUUGGAUGAAUGGUCAAAGAUGUAUGGAGAUUUCUUUAAGCCUUGCCCUUAUUUGGCUGAAAGAGCGGCCAAAGGGAUUCCUCUGAGUUUGUCGUCAGAUCAAGCCAACUCUCGAUUGUGACAUCAAGUUGCUCAUUUCCUUAUAGACAUGAAUAAAUUCCGUCUUCCCUGCCUUGUGAGUACAAGCUAGACUACCACGAGCUCGAGUACUAUUAUUGAUGUAUUUGAUGGAUAAUUAGUAGACAAUGCUAGACAUUGUAUGAUAAACUCCACGAUUUCUAUAAUGUGAUCUCUUUAAGUAGCAUGAAUUCUCUAUUGAAA
Eucalyptus grandis is the source of this 2411-nucleotide messenger RNA. RefSeq names its product peroxisomal fatty acid beta-oxidation multifunctional protein MFP2. The record is from RefSeq and is a predicted model, not a curated record. NCBI's taxonomy places the organism in Eukaryota, Viridiplantae, Streptophyta, Magnoliopsida, Myrtales, Myrtaceae. Bases 37 to 2211 code for a protein of 724 amino acids. Gene Ontology annotation, molecular function: NAD+ binding; (3S)-3-hydroxyacyl-CoA dehydrogenase (NAD+) activity. The transcript is spliced from 18 exons. Gene Ontology annotation, cellular component: peroxisome. Gene Ontology annotation, biological process: fatty acid beta-oxidation.